AUGGGUUAUAAGAAUAUUAAAUGUACAGUAGUAGGAGAUGGUGCUACUGGUAAAACAUCUUUAUUAAUAUCAUAUACUACCAGUAAAUUUCCUGCUGAUUAUGUUCCUACUGUGUUUGAUAAUUAUGCAGUAACUGUCAUGGUUGGUGAUGAACCCUUUACAUUAGGUUUAUUCGAUACAGCUGGUCAAGAAGAUUAUGAUAGAUUAAGACCUUUAUCAUAUCCAUCUACUGAUGUAUUCUUAGUUUGUUUUUCAGUCAUUGCUCCUGCAUCCUUUGAAAAUGUUAAAGAAAAAUGGUUCCCUGAAGUUCGUCAUCAUUGUCCUGGUGUUCCAUGUAUAAUCGUUGGUACUCAAACUGAUUUAAGAAAUGAUGAAGUUAUUUUACAAAGAUUGCAUAGACAAAGAUUAAGUCCAAUAACUAUGGAACAAGGUGAAAAAUUAGCUAAAGAAUUGAGAGCAGUUAAAUACGUUGAAUGUUCGGCUUUAACUCAAAGAGGUUUAAAAACCGUUUUUGAUGAAGCUAUAGUUGCUGCAUUAGAACCUCCUGCAAUUAAAAAAUCAAAGAAGUGUACUAUCUUAUGA
Messenger RNA from Scheffersomyces amazonensis, 582 nucleotides. It is a transcript of the gene CDC42, whose product is annotated as Rho family GTPase. Lineage: Eukaryota; Fungi; Ascomycota; Pichiomycetes; Serinales; Debaryomycetaceae. The transcript has a single exon. The record is from RefSeq and is a predicted model, not a curated record. Gene Ontology annotation, molecular function: protein kinase binding; GTP binding; GTPase activity. Bases 1 to 582 code for a protein of 193 amino acids. Gene Ontology annotation, biological process: endocytosis; Cdc42 protein signal transduction; establishment or maintenance of cell polarity.